Molecule: messenger RNA, 1523 nt
Organism: Anoplopoma fimbria (sablefish)
Lineage: Eukaryota; Metazoa; Chordata; Actinopteri; Perciformes; Anoplopomatidae
Exons: 6
Coding region: 44-1159 (371 amino acids)
Biological process (GO): cell surface receptor signaling pathway
Molecular function (GO): transmembrane signaling receptor activity
Source: RefSeq, a predicted model, not a curated record
UAUAAAAGAAUCUCCCUCAGUCUGUUUCUUCCAAGCUGUCAAAAUGGACAUGAUAAUUUCCCUCCUUGUUCUUUCCACACUGCCACAGCUCAUAGUACCUACAGUUCUCCCUGGGACCUCGCUGAGAGCUGUAGUGGAGUUUGUGUCAGGGGAUUCAAGGAUCUUCUCUGGAGAGAGUGUGCGGCUGAAAUGCAGCGUUCCUGAUGUCCACAACUCCUCGUGGGAUUACUUGUGGUUCAGGGAAUCUGAACAGCUCCCCCAGAAUGGGAAGCACCUCAUUCUGUGGAAAACCAGGGUUCAAGAGAGUGGGAAAUUUUACUGCCAGGGAGUGAGGGAUACAGCAGUAGGAAACAUACACACCCUCCAAAGUUUACCUUUGGAAAUCAAUGUGGAUGGAGGAUGGGCUAUCCUGAAAGUCCAACCUCAUUCCAGCCUGGUUGGAGACACCUUGAAGGUCACAUGUCGCAUCCGAGGCACACCCCAACUUCACGAGGUGAUUCUGUACAAAGAUGGCAUUGAAGUUAUGAGACAAAAUGGCCUCAACCCACAUAUCUACCUGACCAACUUGAGGCUCGAGGACCAAGGAAUGUAUUCUUGUAGGGCUUCCUGGGACGUAGCCAGGCGUACACACUCUAUAGUGUCAGUUGACACAUCAGUUCUGGUUUCAGAGGUUCUGUCGCAGCCAGUUUUGGAGAUUGUUGCAGACAAUAACCUGAUUCCAGUGAAUAAGCUGAGGCUAAUUUGCCACAUCCAAUACAACGCCCGUGCUCCUGCCCCCCCAGUACACUUCUAUUUCUACAAGAAUGACAACCGACUGGGAACAGCAACAUCUGUGAACCAUGUUCUGAUCCCACGGUCUCCAGGCCAGUACAGCUGCAAGGCAAAGGUGCCUGGGUUAGAUAUCACCAGGUGGAGUGAACACAAAUCGUUUGGACAAGUAAUAGGACCACAGGCAAUGAUUCCUCAAGCUCCUCGUCCCAGAUAUCGAUCACCUUUAGCCCCAUCAAUCUCAUCCCCAUACCUCUUGCUGUCUCCUGCUGCUGAGCCUACUGUCUUUCAGCCAACUAGUAUGAGCAUCAUAUCCUCAUAUCCUACCCAGAAGCCUUCACAGUCAGCAGAAACAAGCCCUUUGCUAUCUACAGUCCAGUCUCCUAAUUAAACUCAGGCUCCUUUCAAUAUAUCUAUGGAAUCAGGUGACAUCUCUGGAGAAUAAGGUGACAAUCCUCAGGACUCUUCAGUAACAGUCCUAUGGUGACAAGUUAUCAUAAAUUACAGACCAUUGCAGAAAUUAAUCAUCCUAAAUCACAGAAAUGAUAAGCAACUGCCACAUAUAAGGCAUUGUGCUCUCAGUGCAGGCUUUUCAUAUGAUUCAUUGUGUAAUAUUUAUUUAACAUAUUACCAAGUGUCAGCUUUAUGAUCUCAUCUGUACAAAACUAAAAGGAUCAGUACUGUUGGGGGGAAAAUAUGCUAUGUUGGUUGAAUUGAAUAAAGCAUUCCACAGCAUGGACUACUUCUUUUUACAA